GGAAAUCGCCGUGGCAGCUGUUCAGGCCAGCGGAAAUGAUCCCAAACUGAAACUGAAACGCUCGUUUAGGUUUGCGUUUGCGUUUGCUUUGAUGCUCUAAUCUUUUGUUUUGAAAUCUGAAUUGAAGAAAUAACAUAAAAAUGGUGCAAGAUUCUGAAAAGAGAUUCCAUUCCAUCAUGGACAAGCUAUUCCAUCCUCCCAAACCCCCUUCCUCCUCCAGUUCGUCUGGAGUGCAGUUAUCGGGGAGUAAGAAACGUCCUUACCCGUCAGGGGGGAUUGAGUUGAAUCGGAGGGGGGAUGUUGCUGAGGGACAGCAGUCCUCCUCGGCGGCGUCCACGGCACUGCAGGGACCACUCUGCCGACCGUGGGAUCGUGGUGACUUUAUGAGGAGACUAUCUACAUUCAAAUCUAUGUCAUGGUUUGCUAAACCAAAGGUAGUGAGUGCAGUAAAUUGUGCUAGUAGAGGUUGGAUCAAUGUGGAUAUUGACACCAUAGCCUGCGAAGCAUGUGGAGCACGUCUUCUUUUCUCUACACCAGCAUCUUGGAAUCAGCAACAGGUGGAGAAGGCGGCAUUAGUAUUUAGCUUAAAGUUGGAUAAUGGACAUAAAUUACUUUGCCCAUGGAUUGAUAAUGCCUGCAGUGAAACACUGGCACGAUUUCCUCCUACAACUCCAGAGAUACUAGUUGAAAAUUUCAGAGAACACUGUUUUGCACUCUUGCAACUAUCAGCUCUUCCACGAAUUUCAUCUUCUGCUAUAGCCUACAUUCAAAGCCAAAGUCCACUUCUGGAAGACUUUCUUGGGAAAUCUUUGAUGCUGGAGUGUGGAUAUGGAUCUACUGAAAAUUCUGGGAGUGUGGAUUUUAAUAGUCAGGAGGAACUGAAAUUGUAUUAUCAGGUAAUAACUGGUUUUCUAGUAAGUUCAAAAAUCUCGUUUUCUGUAUUAGUAUGACAACUCUUUCUCGAA
Vigna umbellata (rice bean) is the source of this 965-nucleotide messenger RNA. The record is from RefSeq and is a predicted model, not a curated record. NCBI's taxonomy places the organism in Eukaryota, Viridiplantae, Streptophyta, Magnoliopsida, Fabales, Fabaceae.